Molecule: messenger RNA, 1858 nt
Organism: Schistocerca gregaria
Lineage: Eukaryota; Metazoa; Arthropoda; Insecta; Orthoptera; Acrididae
Product: ribosome biogenesis protein BRX1 homolog
Exons: 7
Coding region: 620-1648 (342 amino acids)
Biological process (GO): rRNA processing; ribosomal large subunit assembly
Cellular component (GO): nucleolus
Molecular function (GO): rRNA binding
Source: RefSeq, a predicted model, not a curated record
UUGUUUGAUAUUUGAUCUAUGAGGAUACAUUUCUAUAUUUGAAGGCGUCGUUUAUAAAUAUCUUCUUUUAUUCUCUACCGUUGUAAAAUUCAUCUCUCGAUUUUUCAAGGCACCUUUUUUUGUAUCAGUAAGCUAAACAACGCUGACGAAGCACGCUUGUAUACAUUCCAGUGAAGAGUGGACCGACAUCUAUGAAAGUCAACGAAAGAAACAAAUUAAUGAAUGGAUGCUACGUGCUGCUAGGUAAAGGUUAUGAGUGCUCUUGGGGAAAUGACAUAACUCCAGUAAGACGAAGGCUUUUAAGUUUUCAGACUGUCGUAUUAGUCGGGCUAGUAUGUUAUUUCCGCGUUGUUUAGGUUCAACCAUAGUCUAACAAGUAAGACUGUGUUUCAACUUUCAAUACAUGUAAACCCACUCGUCACAAUUUUUUGCGAUAGCUUGUAUGCUGGUAUCGAUUGUCGAUAGGCAUUUUGUGUAGCGUAUAUUUCGCCUCGAUAAUGAGUGUGAUUAGUAAAUUAUCUUUCAGUUGUAUGAAUCUUUGCGUUUGUUUUCAAUUUGUCUGUUUAAGUCAAGGCGUGAGUGUUGUGCGCACGUGGUUUUGUUUGGAACAUUCGGAAUAAUGGUGAAGCGGACUUGGCAGGAAACAGCGACUGACAGAGAGGAAUCCGAUGGAAUUGCGCUGCCUACUACACGAUAUUCUGACGACCCUGUGCCGAAGAAGGUGAAAUGGAUUAACAAGCAACGCGUGCUCGUGUUCGCCACACGGCGCAUUUCACAUAGGGACAGGCAUCUCAUGGAAGAUAUUAAAACGUUGAUGCCGCACUGUAAACAUGAAAGUAAAAUGGAAAGAACAGAAAAUUUGUUCGUCGUGAACGAGAUAUGCGAAAUGAAGAACUGCAAUAAGUGCAUACUGUUUGAGGGCCGCCAUAAGCGUGAUUUAUAUUUGUGGAUAUCAAAUGUACCGACAGGACCCUGUGCAAAAUUUUUGGUUGAGAACACAUACACAAUGGCAGAACUGAAGUUCACAGGAAAUUGCUUGAAAGGAUCAAGACCACUACUCUCAUUUGAUGAAAAUUUCACAAAAUAUCCACAUUAUGCACUUCUGAAAGAGCUCUUUGUACAGGUAUUUGGAACUCCAAACAAGCAUCCAAGAAGUCAGCCAUUCAUUGACCAUGUCUUCACGUUCUCUGUUCUUGACAAUCGAAUAUGGUUUAGAAAUUUUCAGAUUCUCUCUGAAGAUGGUGCUCUUACUGAAAUAGGGCCACGAUUUGUGUUGAAUCCUGUCAAGAUAUUUGGUUCAAGUUUUGGUGGGCAGACACUAUGGGAAAAUGCCUCGUAUAUUUCUCCUGCUAAGUACCGUCAGCAGAUAGCCAAAGCUGCAUCAGGGAAGUACAUAAAUCGAAUUGAGCAGAAAGUGGCUUAUGAAAAAUCAAAGCCUAAAGAAUCAUACAAGUUAGACGAGACAGAUGAUAUAUUCCAUGGCGAUCCCAUAGAAAAAGCAGCCGAAAUAGCGAGCAAAGAAGGAAAAGCAUUGAAACUGAAAGCAAAAGUAAGGAGUCAUAAACUUGAUAAGAAAAAGAGGUUACUUAAAAAGAAUCUGAAGAAAAAGAAGAAGAAGAAGAACAGACCAGCUGAAAAUGUACAAUAAUAAUUUAAAAUUUGUUCGUGUGACACCUGAAAUGAUCUUAUUGCAGACAUUAUGAGUUUUAUGGAUGCGCUAUGUAUAUAUAAGUAAAACUGUUGGAAGAAAUAAGAUAUUUCAGUGUUUGUAAUAUUUUUUUCUCACACCUUAUGUGUGUAAUAUUUUUGUGAAAUAUCCAGAAGAUGCUGUGGAAAAUAAAUUUGCUUAGUCACAGAA